Anthostomella pinea is the source of this 654-nucleotide messenger RNA. The record is from the annotation of a GenBank genome assembly. NCBI's taxonomy places the organism in Eukaryota, Fungi, Ascomycota, Sordariomycetes, Xylariales, Xylariaceae.
AUGUCUUUUGUAUCACACUACGAGACACAGAAGCGAACAGCGCAAGCCGUCAUCGGCGGCUACAACGAAGGCACUCCAGAUAGUCUGUUGAGAUACAGAACGCCAGAAUGCAAGCAUAUGAUCCAUCCGGCUUCGGUAGCCAAGGCCAUGAGCGUGGAGGAGAUAGGAAACGAGGAGUUGACGCUGGGCACGACGGCGAUCUUUCCGUGGCCGUGGAACCACAUGUCCUCUUCAUCGAGCAGCCCGAGCAUUCCAUCUUCAGCAUUGCCAUCCACGCAGGCACCAAGUCAAGCACCGUUCUCUGGGGCCUCGAGCUCAGCUGCUGCCACGACGGCAGCGAGCUCUUCUGGGCCCAAUACUAGCGGAAACAAUGACAACAACAACACAGGUGCUAUCGUUGGAGGCGUCAUCGGCGGUCUGGCGCUCGUGGGCGGUUUUGGAGUUGCCGCGAUCUACGUCUUCCUGGAAUAUCGUCGUAACAGGGCGGCGGAUACUACGCAGGAGGAGGAGAACAGGACCCUCGUGACUCGAGGUACCUUGUUACCACCGACGGCUGAACAGGAAAGGAAGCAGCCGGCAUGGGUCGCAUCCGUGGAGCUGCCCGCUUUCCCCAAAUCUCCCGCCGAGCUGCCCGCCGGGGAAUGGCGGCGGUAG